GCGACGGACAGUCAGCAGCACACCCUUGACACCCUGGAGCAGAGCGUGAGCGUGCUGCUGGAGCGGCUGGGGAGCCUGGAGACCCGGACCGCGUGGGUGUCCCCCCAUGCGUCCUCUCACGCGUCCCCCCACCCCGUCCCGCCCUCGCACCCCAGGCGGACCAGGGACGCGAGCAAUACGAAGAGGAUGCCCAUCACUGCCUUCCUCGGUUCGAACGGAGAGAACAGCACGAAGGUGAUUUACUUCACGGAGAGGACGGUGACCCCGUUCCUGACCUCGGUCCCCCGCCGACUGGGGGAGGUCACCCUGGCCGACUUCAAACAGGUCUUCGACCGAGCCGGCAACUAUCGAUUCCACUUCCGAUCUCACGAUCCCGAGUUCGGCCUCGUCAAAGAAGAGGUUAAAAACGUUUAA
Darwinula stevensoni is the source of this 414-nucleotide messenger RNA. The record is from the annotation of a GenBank genome assembly. NCBI's taxonomy places the organism in Eukaryota, Metazoa, Arthropoda, Ostracoda, Podocopida, Darwinulidae.